Trichoderma citrinoviride is the source of this 1503-nucleotide messenger RNA. RefSeq names its product carbohydrate-binding module family 42 protein. Bases 1 to 1503 code for a protein of 500 amino acids. Gene Ontology annotation, biological process: pectin catabolic process; L-arabinose metabolic process; arabinan metabolic process. The transcript has a single exon. Lineage: Eukaryota; Fungi; Ascomycota; Sordariomycetes; Hypocreales; Hypocreaceae. The record is from RefSeq and is a predicted model, not a curated record. Gene Ontology annotation, molecular function: alpha-L-arabinofuranosidase activity.
AUGCUCUCCAACGCUCGCAUCAUAUUACUGGGCGGUAUUGCCACGGUGUCUCUGGUCGCUGCUGGGCCCUGUGACAUCUAUUCCUCGGGCGGAACGCCUUGUGUUGCCGCCCACAGCACCACUCGUGCCUUGUUCAGCGCUUAUACCGGUCCGUUAUACCAGGUGAAACGCGGCUCAGACGGCGCCACAACCGCCAUAUCGCCACUCUCUAGUGGCGUAGCCAACGCUGCUGCUCAAGAUGCGUUCUGUGCUGGAACCACAUGCCUCAUCACCAUCAUAUACGACCAGUCGGGUCGCGGCAAUCACCUCACCCAGGCCCCGCCGGGGGGGUUCAGCGGCCCAGAAUCCAAUGGCUACGAUAACCUGGCCAGUGCAAUCGGGGCACCAGUAACACUCAAUGGUCAGAAGGCAUACGGAGUUUUUGUCUCUCCGGGGACGGGAUAUCGUAAUAACGCUGCCAGCGGCACAGCCAAGGGAGACGCAGCAGAGGGCAUGUAUGCGGUGCUCGACGGUACGCAUUACAACGGCGCCUGCUGCUUUGACUAUGGCAACGCCGAGACAAGCAGCCGCGAUACGGGCAACGGGCAUAUGGAGGCCAUCUAUUUUGGCGACAGUACUGUCUGGGGCACUGGCUCAGGCAACGGGCCGUGGAUCAUGGCCGAUCUGGAGAACGGCUUGUUCUCUGGCUCCAAUCCUGGCAACAACGCCGGCGAUCCAUCCAUCUCGUACAGGUUCGUCACUGCAGCUGUCAAGGGUGAGCCAAAUCAAUGGGCAAUCCGUGGUGGCAAUGCUGCGUCUGGCUCGCUGUCAACUUUCUACAGCGGCGCACGCCCACGAGUCUCUGGAUACAACCCGAUGAGCAAAGAGGGCGCCAUCAUUCUCGGCAUCGGCGGUGACAACAGCAACGGUGCCCAGGGCACAUUCUAUGAGGGCGUCAUGACCUCUGGAUAUCCUUCUGAUGCAACAGAAAAUUCAGUGCAAGCCAACAUCGUAGCCGCCAAAUAUGCCGUCGCGCCGCUCACAAGCGGUCCUGCCCUCACUGUUGGUUCGUCAGUCUCUCUACGAGCCACCACAGCAUGCUGCACGACUCGCUACAUCACGCAUAGCGGGUCGACGGUCAACACUCAGGUCGUCUCAUCGUCUAGCGCCACAGCCCUCAAGCAACAGGCCAGCUGGACGGUUCGUGCCGGCCUGGCUAACAACGCUUGCUUCUCAUUUGAGUCCAGGGAUACCUCGGGCAGUUACAUCCGACAUUCCAACUUCGGGCUUGUCCUGAAUGCCAACGAUGGCAGUCAGCUCUUCGCCGAAGAUGCUACCUUUUGCACGCAGGCGGGCCUCAACGGUCAGGGGAACUCGAUUCGAUCUUGGAGCUACCCAACACGCUACUUUCGCCACUACAACAACACGCUUUACAUCGCGAGCAAUGGGGGCGUUCACACAUUCGAUGCCACUGCCGCUUUCAAUGACGACGUGAGCUUUGUGGCCAGCGCCGCUUUUGCUUAA